UCUGCGCUCCGCGGAAACUGCACAGUGCGCACGCGCAACCGGGGAGGGACGGGAAAAGGCUCCUACACUCCGCCCCCUUCCUAUCCCUUCCUUGAGAGCCAAUGGAAACUCUCAGUUCAGUUGCGUCAUUUGUCCUGGCAACUACUGGCAGAUUCUUUCCAACCUCGAAUUCUACUCAGCUGGCUUCGGCAGCUUGGUGGGCAGUGGGCGCGGGUGGCGGAGGCGAUUGAAGCUGCUGGCCCAGCAUGUGGUGCGCGAGCCCAGUUGCUGUGGUGGCCUUUUGCACCGGGCUUUGGGUCUCUCACCCGGUGCUGACGCAGGGCCAGGAGGCCGGGGGGCGGCCAGGGGCCGACUGUGAAGUAUGUAAAGAAUUCUUGAACCGAUUCUACAAGUCAUUGAUGGACAGAGGAGUUAACUUUUCGCUGGACACUAUAGAGAAAGAAUUGAUCAGUUUUUGCUUGGACACCAGAGGAAAAGAAAACCGCCUGUGCUAUUAUCUAGGAGCCACAAAAGACGCAGCCACAAAGAUCCUAAGUGAAGUCACUCGCCCAAUGAGUGUGCAUAUGCCUGCAAUGAAGAUUUGUGAGAAGCUGAAGAAGUUGGAUAGCCAGAUCUGUGAGCUGAAAUAUGAAAAAACACUGGACUUGGCAUCAGUUGACCUGCGGAAGAUGAGAGUGGCAGAGCUGAAGCAGAUCCUGCAUAGCUGGGGGGAGGAGUGCAGGGCCUGUGCAGAAAAAACUGACUAUGUGAAUCUCAUUCAAGAGCUGGCCCCCAAGUAUGCAGCGACACACCCCAAAACAGAGCUCUGAUCUCCAAUGCCAGCACAUUUGUGACUUGUAAUUAGAGAGAAAAGUGACUCUCUAGGAUAUGGACAUGUUGAUUAAGGAUAACUGGGAAUGCAUCAUAUUUGGUCUCAUGCUUUUUGUGUUGGUAUUAUUCCUCAGAAUUUUGUUACGUGGGUUUAUGAGUAAAACUAAUACUACUGAUAACUUA
Molecule: messenger RNA, 993 nt
Organism: Gorilla gorilla gorilla (western lowland gorilla)
Lineage: Eukaryota; Metazoa; Chordata; Mammalia; Primates; Hominidae
Gene: CDNF
Product: cerebral dopamine neurotrophic factor
Exons: 4
Coding region: 246-809 (187 amino acids)
Biological process (GO): neuron projection development; dopaminergic neuron differentiation
Cellular component (GO): endoplasmic reticulum
Source: RefSeq, a predicted model, not a curated record